This is a messenger RNA of Phyllostomus discolor (pale spear-nosed bat), 2254 nucleotides long. It is a transcript of the gene ATG4A, whose product is annotated as autophagy related 4A cysteine peptidase. The coding region runs from base 109 to 1305 and encodes 398 amino acids. NCBI's taxonomy places the organism in Eukaryota, Metazoa, Chordata, Mammalia, Chiroptera, Phyllostomidae. The record is from RefSeq and is a predicted model, not a curated record. Gene Ontology annotation, molecular function: protein-phosphatidylethanolamide deconjugating activity. The transcript is spliced from 13 exons.
GCUAUCAUUGACUCUGCCCCUAGCAGCGCGGAACUACAAGUUCCAGGGUACCUCGCGGCCACCGUAGUCUAGGGCCGGGUGGAAUUGGCCCAGGAUGACAGCUGGAGAAUGGAGUCAGUUUUAUCCAAGUAUGAAAACCAGAUUACUAUUUUCACUGACUACCUAGAAGAAUUUCCAGACACAGAUGAGCUGGUAUGGAUCUUGGGGAAACAGCAUCUCCUUAAAACAGAAAAAUCUAAGCUGUUGUCUGAUAUAAGUGCUCGUCUAUGGUUUACAUACAGAAGGAAAUUUUCACCAAUUGGGGGAACAGGCCCUUCAUCAGAUGCUGGCUGGGGGUGUAUGCUGCGCUGUGGACAGAUGAUGCUGGCUCAAGCUCUUAUCUGCAGACAUUUGGGAAGGGACUGGAACUGGGAGAAACAGAAAGAACAACCCAAAGAAUACCAGCGGAUUCUACAGUGCUUCUUAGAUAGAAAAGACUGUUGCUAUUCUAUCCAUCAAAUGGCACAAAUGGGUGUAGGAGAAGGGAAGUCAAUUGGUGAAUGGUUUGGACCAAAUACAGUUGCACAGGUGUUAAAAAAACUUGCUUUAUUUGAUGAGUGGAAUUCCUUGGCUGUUUAUGUUUCAAUGGAUAACACAGUGGUCAUUGAAGAUAUCAAAAAAAUGUGUUGUGUCCUUCCCUUGAGUGCCGGCAUGCCCAGUGAGAGACCCUAUGACCCUUUGAAUGCUCCGAACCACAAUAAAGCCACCUCUGCCUGCUGCCCAGCCUGGAAACCCCUGCUGCUCAUUGUGCCCCUCCGCCUGGGCAUAAACCAAAUCAAUCCUGUCUAUGUUGAUGCAUUCAAAGAGUGUUUUAAGAUGCCACAGUCUUUAGGGGCAUUAGGAGGAAAACCAAAUAACGCCUAUUAUUUCAUAGGAUUCUUAGGUGAUGAGCUCAUUUUCUUGGAUCCUCACACAACCCAGACCUUUGUUGACACUGAAGAGAAUGGAAUGGUUGAUGACCAGACUUUCCAUUGUCUGCAGUCACCACAGCGAAUGAGCAUUCUGAACUUGGAUCCUUCUGUGGCAUUGGGAUUUUUCUGCAAAGAAGAAAAAGACUUUGAUAGCUGGUGUAACCUUGUUCAGAAGGAAAUUCUAAAGGAAAACUUAAGGAUGUUUGAAUUAGUUCAGAAACAUCCAUCACACUGGCCUCCCUUUGUACCUCCAGCCAAACCAGAGGUGACAACCACUGGGGCAGAAUUCAUUGACUCUACUGAACAACUAGAGGAAUUUGACCUGGAGGAAGAUUUUGAGAUUCUGAGUGUAUAGAAGAAUAGUAGGAACUCAACCUGAGGUGUGUCUUUGAUCUGGUACUAGAAGAACAUGAACUCAGUGAAUAAAAAUUUUCUAGUCAGCAAGUGCCUGUUAUGCCAACAGCAUACAAAUGUGAUAGCAAUCAAUCUUGACUGAGCCAAUCACUGUUUCUCAGAAAAAACAAUGAAUAACCCUUCCCCAGAAUGAACUAGAACAAUUGUAAAAUCUAAGAGCAAAGAGAUUAGGAGUCAUCCCUUGCUUCCCAGCUUGUAUUACAUAGCCACAGGGAGUCUGCCACUACUGAAAUGAGGAGGUGGACAUCUGGAACAUAGACAGAAGUUCCCAUCUUGCUUCAAGCAUCAGCAGAUAAGAUAUGGUUAACUGUGCUUCCUCACCCUUUCAGGUGUGACCUCUUUUGGGCUGAAUACUAAGAAGCAGUUUAUUCCUUUGUUCUAAUAAUAAAGUGAUUACAUCAGGGAGAAAAAGUUCUUGUAAAAUUAUUUGAAUAUGUAUUUUGAUGGAUUAUACUUCAUUAUAAUUUAUAUCAGAAAGUUUGUCAAAGACAUUACAUCAAAUGUGGAUUUAUUGAUCUGACUCUUUGGGGAAAACUUACUAGUUAAUGGGUCACCCACUUCUUUACUGAUAUUUUUGUCAGACAUCACCCUGUCCUUAAAUAAAAUCACAAUUGCCUAGAUCAGAGGUCAGCAAACUUUUUCUGUAAAGAACCAGCUAGUAAAUGUUUCAGGCUUUGUAAGCCAUGCCGCCUCUGUCAUAGCUAUAUAACUAUUGUUGGAAGUAUAAAAGCAGCCAUAGACAAUCUGAGCCUGGCUGUAAGCCAACAUGACUGUAUUUACAAAAACAGGUGGAUGGUGGAUUUAGCCCACAGGCUGUAGUUUGCCAAUCACUGACUUAAAAUAUUGAUAUUUGUCUGAGAAAUUAGAAAUUAUAAUUGAAUUAGACUCUA